Molecule: messenger RNA, 2080 nt
Organism: Malus domestica (apple)
Lineage: Eukaryota; Viridiplantae; Streptophyta; Magnoliopsida; Rosales; Rosaceae
Source: RefSeq, a predicted model, not a curated record
AGAAUAAAAGUCCAAUACGGUUUGGGUUUCCUAGAUUUCUGGGGUUAGGAUAUCCGAAUUCCGAAACAUGGUUGGGUAAGGACUUAUAUUAGGGUUAGGGUUUUCUGUUCUCUAUAUAAGCAGAUAGAUGUUGCUAUAAUCCUCGACUUUUAAUUUGAAGAAGUUUUCUGGUGGAUUCUUAUACUUUCCCAGAUUGUUGUUGUGGGUUUGGUUCAUCAUCUUUCAGAACAAGGACAUGGCGCCAUUCGCGACUUCUGAUGGGAUAGAGGCGAUCAUGAGCUUCGAUGAGAUGGGGUUGAAGGAUGAUGUGCUCCAAGGCAUCUACGAAUAUGGGUACGAAAAGCCCUCCGCCAUCCAGCAACGGGCGGUCAGGCGCAUUAUCGAGGGUUAUGAUGUCAUAGCCCAGUCCCAGUCAGGUACCGGCAAAACCUCCAUGAUUGCCCUUACCGCUUGCCAACUCGUCGACACCUCCUGCCGAGAGGUUCAGGCUUUGAUAUUGUGUCCCACUAGGGAACUGGCGGCACAGACGGAGAAGGUGAUAUUAGCAAUUGGAAAUCACAUGAACAUACAAGCGCAUGCUUGCAUCGGAGGCAAAAGCGUGGCUGAGGAUAUUCGAAAGCUUGAGCACGGAGUUCAUGUGGUGUGUGGAACUCCAGGUAGAGUCCAUGACAUGAUCAAGAGGAGAAGUCUGCGUACUCGAGCCAUUAAAUUACUAUUCCUCGACGAAUCUGAUGAAAUGUUAAGCAGAUCAUUCAAGGAUCAGAUUUACAAUGUCUAUAGAUAUCUUCCACCUGAACUACAAGUCUGCUUAAUUUCCGCUACGCUUCCUCAUGAAAUCCUGGAGAUGACGAGCAAGUUUAUGACGGACCCUGUAAGGAUCCUUGUCAAGCGUGAUGAGUUGACUUUGGAGGGAAUCAAGCAAUUUUUCGUUUCGGUUGAAAGAGAAGAAUGGAAAUUUGAUACGCUGUGCGAUCUCUAUGACACUCUUACAAUUACACAAGCUGUUAUUUUCUGCAACACAAAGCGAAAGGUGGAUUGGCUGACAGAAAAGAUGCGGAGGAGUAAUAACUUUACUGUAUCUUCCAUGCAUGCAGACAUGCCUCAAAAGGAAAGAGAUGUCAUUACCCAAGAGUUUCGUGCAGGAAAUACUCGUGUCCUGAUCACCACUGAUGUUUGGGCUCGGGGCCUCGAUGUUCAGCAGGUUUCCUUGGUUAUCAACUAUGAUCUUCCAAACAAUCGAGAGUUAUACAUUCAUCGGAUUGGUCGUUCUGGUCGUUUUGGGCGCAAGGGUGUGGCCAUAAACUUUGUCAGAACCAAUGAUAUCAAGAUCUUAAGAGACAUCGAGCAGUACUACAGUACCCAGAUUGACGAAAUGCCGAUGAACGUUGGUGAUUUGAUAUGAGAGCUCUGUUGCUGUCCAUCGUCAUCGUCAUAAUUCGAUAUAUUAUAGUUAUAUAUACUUAUGUUAAAUGUAUUACGCCACAUUAAUUCGUUGACAACCGUAUGGGUUUUGAAUUUGAUAUUUCGGAACCUAAGCUACAAUUUUGCGAGGUUCUGAUUAUUGUUUUUGGAUUCACAGUAACAUUUUGAUUUUGAUAUGAUAUUUUGUUAAUUGAGCAAUACAUUGUUUGGCUAUGGCAUAAUUUGGUUGUGGUUACAGUAGAAUUAAAUUUUACUUUAUCUUUUUGUGCAUAAAGUUGUGAUUUUUUGACAAAAGUUUCUUCUUAGGCAUGAAAAUUAAGACCGAUACACCAAUAGCAAAGAAGGCUCGAGAAGGGGUGAUGGAGUUUCUGCUGAUGAAUCAUCCCUUGGAUUGUCCAAUUUGCGAUCAGGGAGGAGAAUGUGAUCUGCAGGAUCAGUCUAUGGCAUUUGGAUCUGAUCGCGGCCGUUUUACUGAGGUGAAGAGAUCCGUAGUUGAUAAGAAUCUUGGUCCUUUGGUGAGGACUGUAAUGACUCGGUGUAUUCAAUGUACAAGGUGUGUCAGAUUUGCAACUGAGGUUGCGGGGGUUCAGGACCUUGGCAUGUUAGGUCGUGGCAGCGGAGAGGAAAUUGGGACUUAUGUCGAAAAACUUAUGACAAG